This is a messenger RNA of Rhipicephalus microplus (southern cattle tick), 1590 nucleotides long. RefSeq lists its product as uncharacterized. The record is from RefSeq and is a predicted model, not a curated record. NCBI's taxonomy places the organism in Eukaryota, Metazoa, Arthropoda, Arachnida, Ixodida, Ixodidae.
AAAAAAAAAGAGCAAGACCAACGAUAGGAAUGGGUUUAAGAGCCGUUGUCGCUAUUCCCUUUUCUGUGUGUUUGUUGUUUCAACCUCUUCUGGCGUAGUUGCUUCCAUCAAUUUCACAUGGCACGUUAACGGUCGACGCAAUUUCCUUUGUCUUUGAAGCAAGCUAUAUUCACGAGUGACUUAAGUGCCCGUCCCUGUCUGGCAAACCAAAGGCAUCACUGUGCUCUGUGUAAGGCAUGGGUACCACUUCUGCACGCUCCCACAGCAAAAUUAUAGCUUUAUGUAGGUUCCCAGGAUCAUUAUCCUGGUCCCGGUCAGUCAUGCAACUUGUGGCCACGUUUUGUCUCGCGACACACGUUUCUGCGACUGUCGGGGUGCUGCAACCAGUCGAAUACGCCGCAAACAUCGCACGCGCCAUCAAGAUGGCGUCCGACACACUCGGCGGGGCUGAUGAAGAAGGCGUUUUUAUAAAGACGAUGCAUGGCCGUGGCUGCCUUGAUUCUGGCUGCUGCUCAAUAGACUGGUCCCAGCGGCUACGAGUUAACUCCAACUGUCCUACGUGGGGCUGGCUCAAGUGGAACUCCGACGGCCCUUUGAUCGUGAGCCAGCGUCCGCUGUUCAGAGGCUGCCUUGAAUGCGAGAACGCUGAGCUGGGAUGCGUGGCACAUGUCUCACGCUGCAGCGGUCGCCUCGAUCAGCAGUGGCGGCUGAAGUUCGCCUCCAACUGGACUACAGCGUUCGGCGAAGCCCUGUUCGCCAUCGCCAGCUUCUACUCACCCGAACACUGCCUCACACUCGUCAACGGUGGCGGCGACGGUGACUUCUACGCGCUCCAAGAGUGCGUCAAGCCUCGGCCUUCAGAGUGGCAAGGCUUCUACGUGGUGCGAAACCCCCUCAAGCGUUAAAUACACCACACUCACCAGCUCACGUCACGCAUUAUCGCAGUAGCGCCUGCGUAUAAAGUCAACCCACACAGUCACCUUUGUCAUCAGAAUAUAUCUAAUACCCUCGCGCCACUUAAACGGGGAUCUUCCGUCAAAAACCUGGCAAGGUUUAUGGCAUGAUUCUUCACGGAAUACAAAUUGAACGUCCAUAGUCGCGGCAUCUUUGUAAUGUCACCUGCCUCGCACUGCAUUUAUCUUCUUUCUCAUGCUCUGUGAUAGCUUAUUUAUACAAGCUAGGAGUUUAGAAUCCACUGGUGUAGCGAUGUUCUCAGGAAAACCAAAAACCGCGACCAACAUUUUGAUUCUAUCAACAGCCUGAAGUGGAUAUUAGACCACUCGCUACAAAGUUGAGGGUGCCCACAUUUGACGAGCGCAUAGUUUAAAAUGAUAAGUACAAUGCCUCAAUGUCAUGUUGUAGUGCUCAAAAGCGGAGUGACUUAGUUUCACGAACUUAGGUAGACAGAAAAAAAUUAACUUUUUUUGCGGCAAGCCUGUGUGCAGGUGCUUAAACCCACAAAAUUCUGUAUAAAAUUGUUCAAGUCAAAAGGCAAAGAUGUCUAACUGGUGGAAAAAGCUAUAAAACUGUUGUUUUUUUUUCACUUGACUGACACUUUAGCCUUUUUUUACGUGAAAGAAGAAAAGCACC